Messenger RNA from Parnassius mnemosyne (clouded apollo), 1314 nucleotides. The record is from the annotation of a GenBank genome assembly. Lineage: Eukaryota; Metazoa; Arthropoda; Insecta; Lepidoptera; Papilionidae.
AUGUCUUUCCUUCAUAAUCAUUCUUGCGAGUGCGUUAAGUCAGAAUUGGAUUUGUUUGCACUACCGUCUACACAAACUAGCAUUGAAAAUGGAUUGUGGAUUCAUUAUAAACCAAUUUCAUCUCUUGGUGAUGAUGGACCUAUCGAGUUUCAAGUUCCUGGGACCGGCGAUGACUACAUAGAUUUGUCUCAUACAUUACUCCACAUAAAGGCAAAAGUAUUAAAUCAAGAUUCAACUAACUUGGUAUCUACUACAAUAGUAGCACCUGUAAAUAAUUGGUUGCAUUCACUUUUUAGUCAACUUGAUGUUUAUUUAAACCAAAAACUUGUAUCACCACCUAAUAAUACCUAUGCAUAUCGAGCAUACAUGGAAACCCUUUUAAACUAUGCCCCUGCUGCUAAACAAUCUCAUCUUACUUGUAGUCUUUGGUAUGAGGAUACAGCAGGAAAAAUGGAUUCUACAGAUGGUAAAAACAUAGGAUUUGUUAAAAGACAGGAAUUGAUUAGUGAAAGUAAGGAAAUAGAAAUGAUUGGUCAUCUUCACGGUGACAUUUUUAACCAAGAUAAAUUUUUAAUUAAUGGUGUUGAAAUGAGUGUUAAACUGGUUCGAUCAAGAGAGAGUUUUAAUUUAAUUGUUGGGUCGAACGAUAUAAAGUUUAAAGUUUGCAUUACGGACGCAACUCUUAUUGUGCGACGAGCACGAAUUAAUCCAAGUGUAUUACUCGCACAUCAAAAAGUUUUAGCUUCUACCACUGCUAAAUAUCCUAUUACUCGAGCUGAAGUAAAAGUUUUAACAAUUCCUUCAGGUGUUCAAGGAAAAACUCUUGAUAAUAUAUUUUUAGGACAGGUACCGAAAAGAUGUAUAAUUGGAUUUGUGAACAAUUCUGCAUUUAAUGGUUCCCUUACUAAAAAUCCAUUUAACUUUGAAAACUAUGGUAUUAAUUCUUUCAGCUUAUAUAUUGAUGGUCAACAAAUACCUUCAAAAGCUUUGCAACCAUCUUUUAAUAAUAGCAUAUUUACAUCAGCAUAUCAUACUCUAUUCUCGGGAACUGGUAUUCACUUUCUUAAUGAAGGAAAUGGAAUCUCUUGUGAACAGUAUGGCAAAGGUUACUGUCUAUUAGCAUUUGACUUAACUCCUGAUUUAUCAGCUAACUCAUCAACUCAUUGGAAUCUCAUAAAGCAUGGUAGUGUAAGAAUAGAAGUACGAUUUGAAUCCUCAUUAAUACAAACAAUUAACUGUAUAGUUUAUGCUGAGUUUGAUAAUAUUAUUGAGAUAGAUAAAAACAGAAAUGUUACUGUAGACUAUAGUAGUUAA